Molecule: messenger RNA, 447 nt
Organism: Uloborus diversus
Lineage: Eukaryota; Metazoa; Arthropoda; Arachnida; Araneae; Uloboridae
Exons: 1
Coding region: 1-447 (148 amino acids)
Source: RefSeq, a predicted model, not a curated record
AUGUUCGCUCCCUUAGAAGCUGUUUAUGCACUAGGAUUCCCUCCUCAUCGGAAGUGGGUUCCUGCUACAAUUACAGAAGUUCUUGGUAUGACUACGUACCUAGUACAAACGGAUGAGGGCAUGGUCUGGCGAAGACACGUUGAUCAACUAAGGAGCCGGGUUGUUCCGACUUCUCAGUCGGAUAUUUCUGAUAAUUCCGAUGAAAUCUACUCAGAUAUUCUACAGAGAUCACCAGUGCGAGCUCAAUCUUCAGGUUCUUCUCAGGACUCUCCUACAUUGUCUGAUGAUUUGCCUUUAGUAGAUGAUGUCGACAACGACCCAGUGCAGUCUUCGACUAAUGAUGAUCCUGGCGCAGUGACUGCAAGCGGCCCCGGUCCUGGACCACAGUCUCAGAGGCCUGUUAGGAACAGGCGUCCACCAGAAUGGUUUAAAGACUAUAAAACUUAG